This is a messenger RNA of Klebsormidium nitens, 3637 nucleotides long. The record is from the annotation of a GenBank genome assembly. NCBI's taxonomy places the organism in Eukaryota, Viridiplantae, Streptophyta, Klebsormidiophyceae, Klebsormidiales, Klebsormidiaceae.
AAUGCCUUUGAGCAAGCUUCUGUUCAGCAGCAUGGAUCUAGCGACCUGCACUUGUGCCGGCUACAUGAUGCAAUGAGGAAAACUGCUCCGAUGGGGAUCCUGUAGCACUUUCCCUUCCGUUGUCGUGCGAUUGUAAAGUCGCGUGACCUGUCUGAAAGUUAUGCCAGCUGGCACUCAAAGCAUUCCAGCUGCAGAUCGGCAUGGGCUAGAGCUAUAGCCUCUAUUAGAUGAUGUAGUGCUCAGCAGCGCUUGUCGGCAUUGCCUUCUGCCCGCAUACCAUACGCCAGACUCCAAAGCAUCCUUGGGAUUCAGAUAAAGUCCAAUGCCAUGUCCUUUGCUUUGACAAAGUACUGGGGAAUUGAAGGUGAAAUCAGAGCUGCAAUGCUGACUCUGAUACACCUGUCUUAGCCUUGCAAAUUCGCGUCCACGAAAAGGAAGUGGCCGGUGGAAGCGACCGGCGUAAAAUGAGGGUUUAUGCUCCUUGUUCAAAGUGGCCGGUGCGAAGUGUCUCAGCGUAUCGCUCUAAGCAGCAACAGAUCCUGGCAUCAUCUACCGUGAACCCGCACUGAGCAGCUUGCCCAGCUUUGAGCAGCGACCACUUAAGGAAGCAAAAACGCCUUCUUCAAAUUGACUGCCACCGCUGAGUCGCCAAUAGACUGUUACCUUGAGCGGUCCGCCAGUUGAUGAAAUUAGCUUGUGCAGUGUUGCAGACCCAGAUCCUCACUUUGCCGCAUUAAGAUAGGACCAAUUCUCACAGCAAAGUCUCUGUCCACUUAAUCGUAGUCACGGCAUUGCAUACCCCUUGCUCAGAAUGUCCCAUCUGCAAACCAGGAAGCUUCAAGAGUGGUGCGCUUCUUUAAUUCUCCCUUUCGGUCAUCUGUUUCCGAAGCAAACAUCAGAGCAGCUGAUUUCAGCUUGAGCCUCCCCAAAGGGCCGGUAGCAAAUCAAAGUCGCAGCCAUGCCCGCGCGGCCUUACACGAUCUGCCGCCUUUUCCGCUGGUGGCAGGUCCCUGUAGCUUUGAUCCUCUCUGUUACGAUCAGCCUAUCACAACCAGUUUUCACGGGAUGCUUCCGCGGGGAGGGGUUCCGCCUGGGGGGCACGAGAGUAUUCUGCCGCGGUUCAAACAGAACCGAAAGAAACCUUCUGGAGGUAGAUUGGGGGUUGGAGAAGCGGGGCGCAAGGGUGGGAAACGAAGAGCCACAUGCGGGGCUCGGUCAGGAAGAUUGGCUUGUAGAUAAAAGAGCGGAUGAGGAAAUGACCGAAAUAGAGGGGGAAGGGGAGGUACUUGGUGAGGCUGGGUUAACGAGGGAAGGAAAAGGGUUAAGCGCAGACCGCAUUGCGGAACCUGGUCAGCUGCUUGAUCUUUUCGAGGGGGGGUUGGUAAUGCCUAUAGAAGCACCCAAAGAAAAUGAAGAAGACAACAUCGCACGACAAGAAGCGAUAAGGUUGGAGGAAGAAACGGAGCUUGAGGAUGAACACGUGACCGGAGACGGAGAAGGAAAGGGCCAAGAGGAGGGUGAGAAGAUCAAGGGAGACGCAACAGAAGAGGUCUGGAAGGAAGAUGAUGAGAGCAGUGCCGAACGGAAGGAGCCUAGUACAGAGGAAAAGGCGGAGUUUCAAACAGACAGAGUAGAAGCGGAAGGAAAGGACGGUGGGCAGAACAGGGAAGAGUACGUGGCAUCGGAAAGCGGUUCAGUGGGUGACCUUCUUUUGGAGGCUGCAGAAGAUGAGAGUGAGGAACUCAGAGGAGAAGGAGCCGUCGGGCCACACGCAAACCGGGAGCUGAGCGCGAAAGGAGCAGAAGAAGACAGGCCCCAUCCUAGUUGCCGUCCUCACGAGCUCGUAUACGUAUACGACCUGCCGCCCGAAUUCAACGUGGAGCUUUUCGGCCCGUCGUGCGGCGCCUUAUACCUCGCGUACACGCAAGCGCGCAAUGCGUGCGUCAUCUACUCGCCGGAGUUCGGCGGAAUCGGGCCGCGCCUGACCGGAACGGAAACGGCGUUCCUGAGCGACAUUGGGAGUCCGGCGGACAGCUGGGCGGACACCGGCCAGUUUGGGCUGGAGGUGAUGUUCCACCAGUACAUGCGCGACUCGUAUCCCUGCCGCACGACACGUGGCGAAGAUGCGGCCGCGUUCUACGUGCCGAUUUACACCGGCGUGCUGCACCUCAACCGUACGACCCACUGCGGGAUCGGCACGUGUCCCGGGGUGUCUCCGCUGGGCUGGGUAGGGAGAUUGCUGGGCGCCCAGCUCAACAAGCUGCCGUAUCUUCGCAGGCACAAGGGCCGGGACCACAUCACGACCAUGGGGCGGUGCACGUACGACGGCUUACAGGACGACACGUGUUGCACCAAUGGGCUGCUCAAGACGAAGCACACCAAGCGUUUUGUAAUAAUGGGGAUCGAGUCGAACGACCUCACGAGCCAGGAACGGCAAGUUAGCAUCCCCUACCCCACCUGCUUUCAUCCAGCAACCCCGGAAGAGAUCACCACCCACAAAUCCCUCAUUCUCUCCGCCAACCGCACAGUCCUGAUCAACUUCACGGGGCAACUAGACCGGGACGCGCUCUGGUGGGGCCGCAACUUGCGGAGCAAAAUUGCCGAGCAGUGCGCAAAUCACCCGGGAGAAUGUGAAGUGGUAAACUGCGGCUCGGAAUGCUACUGUACGACGGUCCUCAGCGGGCAGCUCCGGGCGCAAUUUUGCCUGCAGCCGCCGGGGGAUACGCCAACCCGGCGGAGCUUCUUUGAUUCGCUCCAGGCGGGCUGCAUCCCAGUUCUCUUCCAGCGCGCAUCCGCCUACGACGAGUACACGUCAUUCCUGCCCGCCGACGAGAGUAGCUACUCCGUCUUCAUUCCGGAGGGUGACGUCACUUGGGGCGGAGCUGACAUCAUCGAGACGCUCCAACGGAUUCCGGAGGCGGAGAUCGAGCGGAAGAGGGCCGUCAUCGCAAGCAUGCUGCCGUCCAUCAGCUACGAAGACCACGGGAGAGCGCGCGAGCGCGCGCGGCGCGCGGCCGCGGGGCCGCAAGAGUCGCUCCCCGAAACCCAAAACCCUUUGGGCGAGAAGAGCGCGUACGGCGUUGCGCUGGCCGAGGCGCUCAGGCGCGUCGAAAGAGCGCUCGACGCGGCCGCCGCGGAGGCAUCAAGCUGAGCUUCCAAUAGUGCGAUAGCCCCAUGCACGUGGCUUUGACGCACUCACAAUUUUAGUGAGAGCGGGAUCGCCUUCACUGCUGCACGCAAAUUGACUUACUUCAAGAGGAGAAUCAGUCACAGGUUUGCUGUACAAGAGGGCAGAUUGUCACCAAACCCUUUAUCUAAUACGCAAGGAUUCAAAUUAAUCUCCUCCCUCCUGAAGUAGCAGCAGCAACUUGAGGGGGAAGCUUGAACCUAAACAUAGUGCUAGGAUGCCGAGUGAUGCACGCCUUUGAAAGCUAAGCGAUCUUAACGGCCAGACCUUUCAGAGCAACUGAUAGUUGAGACUCUUGUUCAACUUCGCAGAAAGAACGGUCCCGUUUGUUGCGUGAAUUGAACGGUGGCUGGCCAGCUUUUGUGUGGUCGAUCAGUUUGAUAGGGUGUUGUCCUCUACUGAAAGUUGCCGCAUGAGCGGCUUCACAAGACGGCUGUGACAACUUCGGCG